Ochlerotatus camptorhynchus is the source of this 1980-nucleotide messenger RNA. RefSeq lists its product as uncharacterized. The record is from RefSeq and is a predicted model, not a curated record. The transcript has 3 exons. The coding region runs from base 289 to 1953 and encodes 554 amino acids. NCBI's taxonomy places the organism in Eukaryota, Metazoa, Arthropoda, Insecta, Diptera, Culicidae.
CUCAGCAUAAAAGGAUUGCGAAAUCUUUGGAAAAUUGUGGGCAUUCUUCUGUGACGACCAAAUCCAAUGCUCAACGUGCAUUGAAAACAUUAUUGAAGAUCUGGAUUAUUGGAGUUCGAUAUUUCCGGCGAUUUGGAUGAAUGCAGUCAACACAGAAGUCAUCAGAGAACUGGAAGUUGAGAUUGUCGGGAAAGAAUCGGAAAAGCAGUUGCUAGCGAGCAAAAGUUAAAUUUUGCAUGGCUGAGCUGAAACGGAAGGAUUCACUCAUAGGUUAAUGCGCCGCUCUGGAUGGAUAGUCGGACAAUGAAGCAUGAUAAAGGCACACAGACGACGAUCAUCCGGAUGUUGAACCGGGAAGUGCAGACGGAUAGUUUGGGAACGGAGACAGAGUCGAGCUGGUCUCGUGAUAUACAAACGGAGCGAAGUCGUUCCAUGGAUCGUUGGAGGGAGCGGGAAAGAAAGAGAUCAUGGAGACCCACCUAUCGACGGGAUUGGACACGGGAGAAAUUCGCCGUGCCACGGUGGGAUAGAAGAUGGGACCAGAAUCGGGAUAGGGAGCGUGAAAGAGAACGAAGAGCACGGCAUCGAGAGGCAGGGUUGUCACCGGAGGCCUCGUCGGUGCAUUUCCCCAAGCCGGUGCGGGCGUCAAGGCAAGGACGGGACAUAACAGAUUCGAAUUCGGUUACCAAGCUGUCGCAAAUAUUCAUCCCGAUGAACCGGCAGGAGUUGGAUCAGUAUGUCAAGGGAACUGCACGGAGCGUAAAUCGAUCAAGAGAUGAGUGCAGUUCUAGGGGUUGUAAGCAAUGGAAGGACACGCUUGACAUAUCCAAUUCGGAUUUGUGGGAUGCUGACUGGUCGGAAAAGAAGGAUAAAAAUCUUAUUCAGUCGGAUGAGAUUGGAUCGACUCUGUUCCUGCAGCCAACGACGCGGGUGAUUCCUCCGCUGGCAUCGCCCCUCAUGGAGCAGGUGCCGGAAAUGCCCCUCGAAGAAGACCCAAGACAGAAUGAUAAUCGAGAGUUGAGAAUCUGGGAAUCGGAAAAUGAGAGUAUUCCUUCCUCGGAGACUGUGAUUGCUAAACGGCAGAAGGUGGAGGAGGCCGUGGAACUGGAAGAAGGCGAAAUUGCUUCUUUGGACGGUGAUCCAAUGAAUAAUGAUGUGGAUCACGGCAGGUCUUCCUUGAUCGUCUCAGAUAGUGCGGAGAGUGAACGUAAAAGAGCAAAAAAGAAGGACAAGACGUUGCAAGACUCGGAACGAAGGAAGAAACGUUCCAAUAAGGGGAAACCGAAACCGAAGUUCCAUGGAAAAUCGAUAAAGGGAAAGCUGAAGGAGCUUUUCGGCACGGAUGACGAUGUUGAUGAUUCACUUUUCGUGCGACCGGAAACAGCCAAAGAAAAGCUCUCGGUGGAUGAGAGAGAAUCUUUGCAUAGCAGAAGGGAGAAUGUCCGCUCGGAAGAUAAGAACGCUGAACAUACAACUAGUGCUAGAAUGCAAUGUUUGGAAUCGACUUAUGAAAUGGUUUUCCCGAACCAUUCAACACCACCACCAUCCCAAGAAUGUACACUGCAAAGGGAGGCCAUUUCGGAGGAAGCUCCAGGAGAGGAUCAGACUCCAAUAAUGGUUGAUGUAGUGGUGGAGCCCAAUAUGGAGGUUUUUCCAGACCAAGUAUCUACUGAAGAAUUUCAACACGACCAACUGCUAAUGGAUGCUUCUGCAGCGAAAACUUCUUCCUCGAAUGAGAUUCUUCCGCUAGAUGAUCUCGUAGAUCUCGUAGAUGCUUCUCCAGCGAAAACGUUUGCAGAUACGUCGCAACAGGUCUACCAAUACAAAAGCCCGGAAGUCGUCGUCUUCUCCAACAAGUACAGUGAAUAUCAUGUGGAGGACAACAACGAAACCGAAACCACCAUCUACAUGACGCGAAAGAAAAAGAAAAAGAACAAAUCCGGUUGUUGUUGAGUUUCUUAAGUUUCUUCAGUUAAUGUU